AGACCAUCCGUGCUACUUGCUCUUGUGAGAUCUUGGGCAGGUACCUCUCACCUCUCAGCCUUAACACACUUUCCUGUGAAAUGGGGACUGUGGUCAUCCCUUCUCUGAGUCACUGAGAGUGAGGACACAAUGGCCCAGUGGUUGUUGUGAAAGAGUUCUGGCCUUGACACCAUCUAUAAGGACACCCAUUUGUGGGUUCUACCAGGCCUUGUGACUCCCAGGGCCUGAGAGGUUAGCAUACUAGUGCAUACACGUCCACGUGAGGCACUGAGGACACAGCCAGCAUGAACUGGGGGUUUCUACAAGGGAUCUUGAGCGGUGUGAACAAGUACUCCACUGCACUGGGCCGCAUCUGGCUGUCGGUGGUCUUUAUCUUCCGAGUGCUGGUGUACGUGGUGGCAGCAGAAGAGGUGUGGGACGAUGAACAAAAGGACUUCAUCUGUAACACCAAGCAGCCAGGCUGCCCCAACGUCUGCUAUGACGAGUUCUUCCCGGUGUCCCAUGUGCGUCUCUGGGCCCUGCAGCUCAUCCUGGUCACCUGUCCUUCCCUGCUUGUAGUCAUGCAUGUGGCCUACCGAGAAGACCGGGAACGCAGACACCGCCGCAAACAUGGACCCAACGCCCCAGCCCUGUACAGCAACCUGAGCAAGAAGAGGGGCGGCCUGUGGUGGACAUACCUGCUGAGUCUCAUCUUCAAGGCUGCCGUGGACUCGGGUUUUCUCUAUAUCUUCCACCGCAUCUACAAGGACUAUGACAUGCCACGAGUGGUAGCUUGCUCUGUGGAUCCCUGCCCCCACACCGUGAACUGUUACAUCUCCCGACCCACGGAGAAGAAGGUCUUCACCUACUUCAUGGUAGUCACAGCAGCCAUCUGCAUCCUACUCAACCUCAGUGAGGUCGCCUACCUGGUGGGCAAGAGAUGCAUGGAGGUCUUCCGUCCCCGGCGCCGGAAAACUCGGAAGUCACAUCUACCAGAUACAUGCCCACCAUAUGUGAUCUCCCAAGGAGGCCACCCCCAAGAUGAAAAUGAUGGCCUAACAAAGGUCGGGAUAGCCACAGUGGAUGCAGGCCGGAGCUCCAAGCAUCAUCAACAUCGCCCUCAUCUCACAUGGGACUUGUCAACUGAUGCUCACCGUCCCCCUAGAAUGGCAGACCCUCGCAAGGCAGGAGCGGCACCCACCCCACACCGCACAUACAGUAAGAGGAUAAUAAAUUCUCACUGAGGUGAUCACCACAAAGAAUUUCUGCCCCACCCAUAUACCCACUCUUCUUCUGCCCCUCCUGCUUAUGCGGAAUUCCAGGCCCCUCAGUCCUACUGGACACACCCAUCACUACCCCUUUGCUGGCUGUGCUGAAGCAACCCCCACAGUAGGAGGGAGGCCUUUGUGGACCCUUGCCCUUCAGCCCACCUGAUCUCUGGUUGUUGGCCAUGGUGGCAGCCUUCUCAGUUUCCCCACUCUCAAAUUUUCUAUCCCAUUCCAUGUAUUUACAUCCUGUUUUCCAGAAGUAGAAACCCUUCUUGCAACUGCCUCCAAGCCUACAGACCACCCCUGCCUUCCUCCAUCCUUCCCCUGAGCACAGGGAAAGGGUUAGGCCUGCACCUUCUAAUUGCCCAAGCUCCCCACCAGUGCUUUGGGUCCUUUCUCUGGACUCUUUGAUCUCCUACCUCUGUCUGCCCAUUCAAGUGUUCUCAAAUCUUUCCCACCUCAGAAAGAAAGAAAGAAAGAAAGAAAGAAAGAAAGAAAGAAAGAAAGAGAGAGAGA
Molecule: messenger RNA, 1763 nt
Organism: Cricetulus griseus (Chinese hamster)
Lineage: Eukaryota; Metazoa; Chordata; Mammalia; Rodentia; Cricetidae
Source: RefSeq, a predicted model, not a curated record